AUGGCAGAUUACAGAUCAAACUUCUACGGUGACAACAAUAUGCAAAUACAGCCUUACUAUGGUCCCCCAUCAACUACAGGGACCAAAGAUUUCAGGUCCUACAGCGACUCUUACUACACACCGCCGCCGCCGCCGCCGCCGCCGGAGAAGCUCGAGAGAGGGAAGAGCGCAGGUGGGUCGGGUUCAAAAUCUUGGAUUUUUAACGACCCUGAGCUGCAGAGAAAGAAAAGGAUUGCUAGCUAUAAAGUGUACUCUGCUGAAGGGAAAGUCAAAGGGUCUUUUAGAAAGAGCUUUAGGUGGCUUAAGAACAGGUACACUCAGGUUGUUCAUGGCUGGUGGUGA
Molecule: messenger RNA, 342 nt
Organism: Striga hermonthica
Lineage: Eukaryota; Viridiplantae; Streptophyta; Magnoliopsida; Lamiales; Orobanchaceae
Source: the annotation of a GenBank genome assembly